Messenger RNA from Lotus japonicus, 1605 nucleotides. RefSeq lists its product as uncharacterized. The record is from RefSeq and is a predicted model, not a curated record. The transcript has a single exon. Lineage: Eukaryota; Viridiplantae; Streptophyta; Magnoliopsida; Fabales; Fabaceae. The coding region runs from base 206 to 1234 and encodes 342 amino acids.
CAGGCAAUGCAAGGGUCAGAGUCAGACACAGUCUUCUUCCCUUUGUGUGUGCCUGCCUCCCCCAUCUCCAUUCAUUCAUAAAUAAAAGCAAACCCCUUUCCACUUUCCAAUUCAAUUCAACUUUCUCUUUUCAUUCCAAUUCACUUCAAAACCAAAACACCACACGCAACUUCAAUUCAAUUCACACCAAAACACAUUAACAAAAAUGACAUCCUCAUUCCCUUCUUGCUUCCGCCCUUCCCCAACCACUGACCACUCUCCUCCUCCUCUUCCGCCGCCGUCACCACCUUCCACCAACCCCAACCUCUCCACCUAUCUCUACAACACCGACAUAGGCCCAGUUUCCCUCACCUGGUCACGCUCCAUCAUGGGUCGCUCCCUCCACGUUCACCUCCACCACCACCCCUUCGAUUCCCCUCUCCCUCUCUCCUCCUCCUCCUCCUCCUCCUCCUCCUCCUCCUCCUUCCGCCUCCACAUCAAGCCCUUCAUCUUCUGGAAAAAGCACGGCACCAAGAAGCUCUCCCCCAACACCCACCUCUUCUGGAACCUCUCCAAGGCAAAAUUCGGGUCAGGACCCGAACCCAACUCCGGCUUCUACGUCGCGGUGGUCGUCGACAGCGAGAUGACCCUCCUCGUCGGCGAUUCCAGUAGAGACGCCUACACCAAAUCCAAAGCCCACGAACCAAAAACCGGUCAAUCGCUUCUGCUGAAGAAGGAACACGUCCUCGCCAACAAAAUCUACACCACCAGAGCUAAAUUCGGUGGUAGAAUGAGAGAGAUUCAGAUCGAUUGUGACAGUUCAAGGCUCUGUUUCAGCGUCGACGGUGAGAAAGUGAUGCAGAUUAAGCGGUUGAAGUGGAAAUUCAGAGGGAACGAGAGAGUGGAAGUUGAUGGGGUUCCGAUUCAGAUCUCAUGGGACGUUUACAAUUGGCUGUUUCAGAAGGAUAACAGUGAUGGGCACGCCAUUUUCAUGUUCAAAUUCGAGGAGGAAGAAGAAGAUGAAGAGGAUCAGCGAGGGAAAGAGAGGAAUCUGGUGAAUUUGUGGACGCACCAGAACUUGAAUUUGGGGGUUUCUGAAUGGGGGAAAGUUGGGUCGUCUUCGUCAGCGUCAAUGGCGUCUUCCGGUGGGUCUUUUGGCGGCAGCUCCUCCGUGAUGGAAUGGUCCAGUGUGGAGGAGAAUGAGUUGGUUGUUCCCAUUGGGUUUUCUUUGCUUGUUUAUGCUUGGAAACGAUGAACACUGUUUUCUUUUACUUUUUCAUUCAUGUUGUAUGAUUAAUUACUAGUGACAUGCAACCGUUUUUUGAACGGGUGACGACAUUCGUUAAAAUUAGGUCGGCGAUUAAUUAGUGAGUGCUGCUAACCCCAUACUAACCCAUUUGUUUGGUGAACAUAGAGAUUAAAUAAAUCUAGUUUAGGAAGAAGAUGAGUUGAUAGCAAUAGUAGUUGGAGAGAGUAGUUUGAGAUCUUUGUAAUUCUUUGAUUUCCUUUUUCUUUCCACUUGCUAGAUGUGGAGCUUAUUGGAGUGUGAUGUAGUAUAAACUCAAUUUGCAGUUAUCAUGUCUUGAAAAUCAUAUUGAUUAAUGCAUAGUUGAACAAAUUAAAUUA